CCCCCUUCCAGCUGGUCUCCCUCCUUCGAGCCCAAAACAGCUCUUCAGCUUUGGAAAUCCAUAACCAUCCAAUUCCAUACGAUCCACUCCUCGUGCUGAAUAACCACGAAUCAUCUUCUUGUUCGUGAUCGAUUACCUAUCCGAUCCAAGGAUGAGUGGUUCCGGCGAAGACCGUAAUAACUGGCGCGGAGGUCGCCCGUACGAGCAGAACCGUCACGCCGCACAGAGACAUUCCUCUUCCCGAACAAUGAGCGCCCAUGGUACCUCUCGCGGUGGACAGAACAACAACAACAACACAUGGAGUGAUUCGUCGCGCGAACAGCUCCCCUCGGGGCCUCGGCAGGAACAGCACGUUCCCGUGCGCGGUUUCAAUGCGACAGAGUCAAAGACGGCUCUCAAAAGAGGACCCGGAGAACCGAGGCCUUUCUUCUACAAACCGCAAGGCAAGGACACCAACAACCGGGCUGGUGGUCCUUGGGGUGCUAAACCCAACCAAAUGGCCAACGGCAAGGACUUCUUCCUCGAGCUUCGAAAACAAGUGACAGCUCUACGACAAGGCAACCCUGUCGCGGGUGGAUGAUCAUCAUUGCUCACUUGGGAAAUUCCCUGUGAUUGAGGCCAUAGGGCGCCACUGUAUAGAGCUUUUCACGGUCCUCGAUUCACGGGAAUGGGUUCCACACCAUUACCCCGGAGAGCGUCAAUUCUGCUUGUCACGGCUACCUAAGGCGAGGCGUCAAGUUUCCUUCCCCGGCCGCGAGAUGAUAUAGCACCUUCUGGCUACCGGCUCGGAGACAGCAGACUCGGACGGACAGCAGCAGGCAGAGAAAUCAUCAUUCAAUGCCAUGCAGGCCUCGUAGAAGCGGCGGAAGGCAUUAGUACUGUUACGAAUCAGGCCAAUGCAAUCAGCUAGACCUCUUUCGACCCAAUCACGACGAGAUGAUCUUCCACAUGACUGUAUCAACGCUCUGGUGUUAUACAUGAGUAGCCGUAGUGCUAGAUUCCGCUACAUAACUGAUAUGAGAACCCGA
Messenger RNA from Aspergillus saccharolyticus JOP 1030-1, 1028 nucleotides. RefSeq lists its product as uncharacterized. The transcript is spliced from 5 exons. NCBI's taxonomy places the organism in Eukaryota, Fungi, Ascomycota, Eurotiomycetes, Eurotiales, Aspergillaceae. Bases 152 to 580 code for a protein of 142 amino acids. The record is from RefSeq and is a predicted model, not a curated record.